Messenger RNA from Fundulus heteroclitus (mummichog), 1765 nucleotides. RefSeq names its product MAPK/MAK/MRK overlapping kinase. Lineage: Eukaryota; Metazoa; Chordata; Actinopteri; Cyprinodontiformes; Fundulidae. The record is from RefSeq and is a predicted model, not a curated record. The transcript is spliced from 12 exons. Gene Ontology annotation, molecular function: ATP binding; protein serine/threonine kinase activity. Gene Ontology annotation, cellular component: nucleus; cytoplasm. Gene Ontology annotation, biological process: intracellular signal transduction; protein phosphorylation. The coding region runs from base 223 to 1677 and encodes 484 amino acids.
UCCCACACCUCGCAAGGAUAAUUCUACGGAAGCCCAUAGGGUGCAAAAAUGAAAUGGUCCACGCCUUUUACUCGCACCAUCGGUGGAGAGAAUGCAUUGUACGUGAUAUGAACUGGCGUCUGGGGGCUUAACGCUGUUUCAUGCAUUCAGUGAACGAGCUGUUUUUUUCCUCCUAUAAAUUGCUGAGCUCAUGGUCCGCUUGCCAGCUGUCCGUGUGCACCGAUGAUGCACUACUCCAGCUGGCUCAUUGGCGUGAAGAACAGGGCAAGCCUGAGAAAUGCGCGCAGGGCAACCCCUGACGCGCACCGGGUCAGCAGCGUGGAAACGCAGAGCAACGUCCUGCGGCCCGACGAGAACCCGCCGGGGCUGCUGGUCACCGCCCACCUCCGGAGAAAAGGUUACAAAAUAAUCAAGAAAAUUGGAGAGGGCACAUUUUCCGAGGUGCUGAAAACUCAGAGCCUUAAAGAUGGGAAGUUUUAUGCGUGUAAAACAAUGAAGCAGACGAUUAACAGUCUGGACCAGGCCAACAACCUGCGGGAGGUCCAGGCCAUGAAGAGGCUGAGCCCCCACGCAAACAUCAUCCAGCUGCACGAGCUGAUUUACGACAAGGGAACCGGGACGGUCUCCUUGAUAUGUGAGCUGAUGGAGAUGAACAUCUAUGAGCUGAUACAAGGGAGACAGACGCCCCUGCCGGACCACACGGUGAAGAGCUACAUGUACCAGCUCUGUAAAUCCCUGGAUCACAUGCACAGCUCUGGGAUCUUUCACAGAGACGUAAAACCUGAAAAUAUCCUCAUCAAACAAAACGUGCUGAAGCUCGGCGACUUUGGCUCCUGCCGCAGCGUGUACUCUCAGCCGCCUCACACCGAGUACAUCUCCACGCGCUGGUACCGGGCGCCGGAGUGCCUCCUGACCGACGGCUACUACGGCCUGAAGAUGGACGUCUGGAGCGCCGGCUGCGUCUUCUUCGAGAUCAUGAGCCUGAAUCCCCUCUUCCCUGGAACCAACGAGCUGGACCAGGUGACCAAGAUCCACAACGUGCUGGGCUCGCCGGAGCAGAGUCUGCUGCAGAAAUUCAAAAGGUCGAGGGCGAUGCAUUUCAACUUCCCUCCAAAGAAAGGGAGCGGCAUCUCACGGCUGCUGCCCAGCUGCCCUGCGCCUGCGCUCUCCCUGCUCUACCAGAUGCUGGCCUACGACCCAGACGAGCGCAUCGCUGCAGGAACCGCCCUGAGGCACACCUACUUCAGGGAAACCAGGAUGGCAGAGAAGAAAGCAGAGACCCUGCAGAGAGUUUCUGAGAACCUGGAGGGGACCCAGAACUCGUUGGAGCAAAUCUGGCGGCCGGGCCGCCUGGGCAAACAGCUGAGAGGGAGACUGCCCCGACAGACGCCGCUGCUGCUGAACCACCAGGUGAGGCGCGGAGCCGACCUCCUCCCCCGCAGGAACGGCCCCCGUCCCGCGGAGCUGGCCCGGCUCAGCGCGGCGCCCCGCGGGGGGACGCAGCUCUCCUUCUCCGCCAUGCCUGCCCUCCCCGUCGGCCACAGAGGCGCGCCGCUGCCGCCCAUCACGCCAAAGAAGUGCCAGUCGCAGGUGCUCCAGCCCCAGGACGAGCCGCCCUGCGCCGCCGUGAAGACCUUCUGCUGGCCUCCUCUGGAGCGCAAGCCCGGAGGAACCUGAGAGCCGCAGCGGCCGCCAGGAGAGCCGUCAGCCGGCGCUGGAGCGGAGAGCCGCCGGUCCACAAAUAAAACACGUCAUAUGAUAAUUA